This is a messenger RNA of Protopterus annectens (West African lungfish), 881 nucleotides long. RefSeq names its product GATA zinc finger domain-containing protein 4-like. NCBI's taxonomy places the organism in Eukaryota, Metazoa, Chordata, Ceratodontiformes, Protopteridae. The transcript is spliced from 6 exons. The record is from RefSeq and is a predicted model, not a curated record. Bases 16 to 669 code for a protein of 217 amino acids.
CUGAUUGGCUGACAAAUGACAAACAUCUUUCAUCACAACCAUAUAAAAACUGAAACGGUACACAAAGUGAUACUACUAUCCUGCAGAUCACAGACACCAGGCCUGCGUGCAAAACACCUGACAAGUGUAAUUCACAGUGUUCCAGUAACUGUAGCCCUGAGUACAGAAUCUUUCAGGAUGUUUGCUCGAGUUCUCCUUUUUGCCUCCUUAUUUACCCUGCUGAUGGUAGCAGUUACAACUCAUGAUGAUCAUGACGACAAAUACGAGGAUGAAGACAGCUUUCUAUUGGACUUUGAUGACAACAAUGGCGAUGACAAAAAUGAUGACAACAAUGCUGAUAACAACAAUGAUGACAACAAUGGUGAUGACAAUGGCAACAAUGGUGACGACGAUGACAAUAGUGAUGACAAUGAUUACAACAAUGGUGAAGACAAUGACAACAAUGAUGACAACAAUGAUGAUGACAACAAUGACAAUGAUGACGACAAUGAUGAUGACAACAAUGACAACAAUGAUGACAACAAUGAUGAUGACAACAAUGACAACAAUGAUGACAACAAUGAACUUGACAACAAUGACAACAAUGAUGACACCAAUGAUGACAAUAAUGAUGACAGUAAUAAGGACAAUAAUGUAAUCUUCCACUCUAUACAGAAACUGACUAAAUAAAUGAUUGGAAAACAUAAUCACCAUGUAAGUAAAUUAUCCUGUCAAGAUGUAGGAACCUGAAGAUAAUAAUCAAGACAAAAACAGAAUCACUUUCCGUCAGCGUUCUAAAUUUUUUCAUCAUACUAGUAAUGAAAUAAAUACAACAAUCUGUGCCUGCUUCAUCUGUUUUUCUGUUGUAUUUUCACAAGCUAAAUUACAUGUUGCAAAUCCUG